UUCUUGCUAGUGUACCAUUUAUCAUACACAACUAGUUUAUCUUUCCUUCCUUAAAAGAGAAGUUCUUUGCUCAUAUGUCUCUCGUUUCUUCCUCGCAUUUCCUAUCGGUACUGAAUUUUUCAUUAAUGGUUUUCUUCUCAUAGGUUUUCUUUUGCCCUAACUUACAGAGAGAUGCUGGGUCUCUCAUAUGGUGAGAUUUUUCUCAUAUUGGGAGCAACCGCUGCUUUGAUUGGGCCCAAGGACCUACCUAUAAUUGCUAGAGCAGCAGGGAGGCUAGCAGGAAGAGCAGUGGGGCAUGUGCAGAGUGCACGGGGUCAUCUCCAAGAUGUAUUGCAAGUGUCUCAAGCUAGUCAGGUACACAAAGAACUUCAAGAUACCAUGGCACAAUUAGAUGCAAUUCGCUAUGAAAUCAGAAGCUUACGGAUCAUCAAUCCCACUCCAAUGACACGGAGUCUUGAUCAUACAGAAGUUACACUAAGUAGUGUACAGACGGAGAAAAGUUCCAUCAUUACAGAGAAAACUCAGGAGGCCCAUAGAUCACCAGAGUUCUCGCUCCAGAAUAAUCAGGAGAGUUCUGCCAGAUUGCAUUCACAGGCAACCGCAUAUGCCAUGCUAGCAGAAUCCCCAGCCUUGAAGAAGAGAGCUUUACAAGUAGGCAAUGGAGAUGCAAAGGAACUCACUGAAAACAUGGAUGGUCUCCUCAGUGUUCUUCCUGUUUCUGCAGAGAACACAGGGCUCCUACCAAAGCGAGCUGGCAUGAUGGCGUAUUACAGACGUUCCUCGAGGUUCUGAUCUCAUGUUAGAGGCAAUAAUCGAAGCAGAAGUGGCGCGUAAUGCCAGGCAGUUCUUUGGGGAGCAACAACACCAACUUCAAGGACACACUGAAGGAAACCCUGGAUCUUUGUAAUUUGGUAAUUCUUGUAAAUGUCAACUGCGAUUUUGUCUAUUUUAUUCCCUCUCCUAUUAGUUAUUAUUUCCGCUUUGACAUUCUCAUUACUUCCCGUAACAUGAUUACUUCCAUGUUAUGUGAUUGUGGGAAGCUGAUAUCCAUGUAAAUAGUUCCCCCCUAUGUGAGUAUCUGCAUAUUUAAAACAGAAACUGUUUAUGGGAUUUGUGGAAAAUUUUACCACUAUCCAAAUUCGUGAACAUCCCAUGGGUUAAAAUUUCUUGUUCU
Messenger RNA from Amborella trichopoda, 1174 nucleotides. RefSeq lists its product as uncharacterized. The record is from RefSeq and is a predicted model, not a curated record. Lineage: Eukaryota; Viridiplantae; Streptophyta; Magnoliopsida; Amborellales; Amborellaceae.